Cucumis melo (muskmelon) is the source of this 1166-nucleotide messenger RNA. RefSeq names its product glutathione S-transferase-like. Gene Ontology annotation, cellular component: cytoplasm. The record is from RefSeq and is a predicted model, not a curated record. Gene Ontology annotation, molecular function: glutathione binding; glutathione transferase activity. The transcript has 3 exons. NCBI's taxonomy places the organism in Eukaryota, Viridiplantae, Streptophyta, Magnoliopsida, Cucurbitales, Cucurbitaceae. Bases 229 to 873 code for a protein of 214 amino acids.
CCAAGAAACCUAAAACUUAGCCGACUAAAAAUCCAAACUUUACGAGCUUUGAUAUGUUAAUGUGACAAAUGAGAAUAGUCUUACAGUUACAAGAAAAUAUUCUCCCCAAAAUCACUUUACCAUUAUAAGAAUUUCCGCCAUUAAUCACUUUAAAACUCAUCUCUUUCUUCAAACCCAUCUCCAUUUCUAAUCACUUUUUACAAUUCAAUCCCUCUUCAAGAUUAUUCAAUGGCCGGCAUCAAGGUCCAUGGACUCGCCCUUUCCACACCCACAUGCAGGGUUUUAGCUUGUCUCUACGAGAAAGACCUCGAGUUCGAGUUUAUCAAUGUCAAAUUGCACGAAGGCGAGCAUAAGAAACCCACUUUUCUCUCCAUCAAUCCUUUUGGUCAAAUUCCUGGGUUCCAAGAUGGGGAUUUAACACUUUUUGAAUCUAGAGCAAUCACACAAUACAUCUCCGCAAAUUAUGCUAAUAAUGGAACUCGAUUGAUUCCCCAAGACGUCAAAGAAGCAGCUGCAUUAUUAACAUGGAUUGAAGUGGAGAGUCAUCAUUUUGAUCCACUAGCCUCUAAACUUGUGUAUGAGCUAUGUUUGAAGCCAAAGCUUGGAUGGGGUGAGACAGAUGGUGCAGUGGUUGAGCAAAAGGAAGCUGAGUUAGCCAAAGUUCUCGAUAUCUAUGAGAAAAGGUUGACUGAAUCCAAGUACUUGGCUGGGGAAGCCUUCAGUUUGGCUGAUCUUCACCAUAUUUCAACCUUAGGGUUCUUGUUGGAGACGCAAACCAAGAAAUUGUUUGAAGCUCGGCCCCAUGUCAAUGCUUGGGUGGCUGAUAUCAUGGCCAGGCCGGCUUGGGCUAAGGUGCUUGCUUUGCGUAAGUGAUAUGGAUGGUUUUGACCUUGAGGAUGAAGCCUUCACUAGAUCAUGAAAGCUUUAAAUAUAUAUAGAUAUAUAAAUGUUGUGUGUGAUUGUCUUUUGCUUUUUUGUCAGAUGUAAUAAAUUGGUUUGUGCAAUUUGUUGUUUCAAUGUUUUGUUGAUGCAACUUGUAAUGCUUAGGUGAGGUGUGUCACUUUGACACCUGUGUGUUUUGUAUUGAGAUAUGGUUAGGUUUGGGGUUUUUUUUCUUGUUCAUGGAACAAGUGUUCAAUCAAUAAAGGCCCAAGCAUUUGGUUGAA